Molecule: messenger RNA, 879 nt
Organism: Hypoxylon fragiforme
Lineage: Eukaryota; Fungi; Ascomycota; Sordariomycetes; Xylariales; Hypoxylaceae
Exons: 1
Coding region: 134-745 (203 amino acids)
Biological process (GO): SCF-dependent proteasomal ubiquitin-dependent protein catabolic process
Cellular component (GO): nucleus; cytoplasm
Molecular function (GO): cullin family protein binding
Source: RefSeq, a predicted model, not a curated record
CUCUCCUCGUUGGGGACUUUAAUAUUCCUUUUGCUUCGCAGACUACAUUUUUAGCCUUCUAAGUGCCCCAAGGCAGCUAUAUCUAUUCCACCGACAAGACAAAUUAUCUAUCCUCUUUCAUUAAUCUAUCAAAAUGGCCCCCGAAGACGACUCACUCAUGCUUAUUAGUCAGGAUGCGGUUGUCGUCCUCAUCCGUCGCAGAGCUGCCCGCUAUUCCCAGCUUCUAUCCGACAUAAUGGAUGAUCUUCCUGAGGAGGUGGCUUCGUCGCACAUCCCCAUUCCCAAGGUGAAAGGAUAUCCGCUGUCCAAAGUCGUUCAAUGGUGUGAACAUACUGCCAGGGAGGGGGUGAAGAAGCCAGUAAGCUGGAAAAUGUCGAGAUCUCAACCAGGAUAUCUUCCGUGGUGGGACCUGAGCUUUCUCGAACUGCAGGACGACGACCUGUUCGCCGUUACACUCGCCGCCAACUUCUUAGGCGUCGACCUCCUCGUCGAAUACUGCUCCAAGACAAUCGCCAGCCAGAUAAGAGGGAUGUCGAUAGAAGAUAUGCGGGACUAUUUCCAUGUCGACUUCGACUUCACUCCCGAAGAACAGGCUGUAAUUGCGGAAGAGCUCGGAUGGUAUUCAGAUCACGAUGAAUACGAAUCGGAUAUCGAUAAGUUUUACCAUUCCAUCCCCGCAACGGUAGACAUUUUGGCAGAGGAAGAGUUAAAUGGAGAUUGGAUGUUUGGCUCUACCGAGGAAUAAUCAACAUAAGACAAAGCCACGUUUGUUUUUGCUAAAUUAUAUCUAGGUAGGUACUAUGUAGGUACUUAGUACUAGGUAUUGGACGGUGUAUCUAUAAUAUGUAUUCGUGACCUUGUGUUGUUGAAAUUCAAGAC